AUGACGAUCAAAUCGCGCUUCUUGCUGUCCGGCAAGGCUGUCUCUGAUGGCAGGGCCGUACCUCUUAUACCAAUAGGCGAAUGUGUGACCUACCUCUCCGUCAGACACGAACAUCUACAUGUCUUUACUCACCUGGUUGUACUUAUCCUUGCUGAUUCCCUGGACGGCGGUCUUUUGAAUUUCGGAGGAAAGCCUGGUGCGGUAGCGCCAGGAAAGAAGGGGUUGCAGGAAUCAUCCGAAACGGAAAAGACGAUCUGUGCUCAUAAUGCACGUACGCUUGCAUCGAAAGCAGCCAUUGUACAUUUGGUGAUGCGAGCCAAAAAGGCUAAACAUGACGACAUCGGACCGACCGAGACGAGACGACGCCGCCCACUAAACGCCGUACACGAAACGAGAACUGUUCUUAGGAACGUACAACAGAAGAAGAGUUGGAGGAGGCGGUGCCCCAGUCAGCACGUGUAUAGCAAUAAAAAUCGGCUGUUUCGAACAACUAACGACCCAAAUAGGAUGCUUACGGAAGAGAAGAUGCAGAUCUGUGCUAGUUUUAACCGUAUUCGUCGCUCACACUCCAACAUCGCACUAGGAAGAAGUCAAACCUUUUUUUUUAUGGACCUAGACAAGUUCUACGGAGAAGACAAUAUCUUCUACAACGUCACUCUUAGCGACUUCAACGUCAAAAUUGGUCCCAGAAGGACGCCUGAAGAACAUCGCAUUGGAACUUAA
Necator americanus (New World hookworm) is the source of this 723-nucleotide messenger RNA. RefSeq lists its product as uncharacterized. The record is from RefSeq and is a predicted model, not a curated record. The coding region runs from base 1 to 723 and encodes 240 amino acids. Lineage: Eukaryota; Metazoa; Nematoda; Chromadorea; Rhabditida; Ancylostomatidae. The transcript is spliced from 2 exons.